GCCAUUUCAAACCAAUUAAAAUACUUAAGAACCUUGGAAGGCCAGGCCAAACAAGUAAGUUUGCUAACCACUUGCAUGCAGUUGUACAUCUUUUUCAUGUUCAGAUACACUUUCAUUCAGCAUUUGUUUACAAAGGGAUUAUAUGUUAAACAGUACCAAAUUCCUGCAUAUGUCUCUUUCCGACCUGUGUAAAUCUAAAGAAAAAGGCCAUGCGUCUUGUCGGUUUCCUUUCUUACUUUACCAAUAUAAUUGGGAACAGACAGGAGGCCCACUCACAUGUUAUGUUAUAUGGCACAGGUGGCGACGGUGUGCAGAAGUGCCUUUUACCAAUUACGGCUGGUAUGCCAGCGGCAACCCUACUUGGAGAAGUUGGACCUGACCUCAGUCACUCAUGCAUUGGUAACAUCCAGAUUGGACUACUGCAGGCCUGCACAACAUAAGGCCUAGGGGCCAGAUUUGGCCUAUGGCAACCUUUUUGCUGGCCCCAGCUGAUAUCCCAGGAGAGCCCCAGAAGAGUCAGGAGGCGUACUCCACCUGAGUGAUGAUGAGGUCUCUGGUGGGAUUGGCAUUCCUGCUUCUCCUCAAAGGACAAUGCUGUCUUGGAUGUGCUGUGAGUGAGGAGCAGCGCCCCCUGGUGACCUAUCUGCUCAGAAAGAUGAUUCAAUCAACCAGUGUUCCAGGAGCCCUGCCAAACCCCAGUGUCUUGUUGGCUCUUCGUCUGGCUUGGGACCACAAUCUGAGCACUGAGCAAAGGCUGCUAAAGAUCCUUUCCCAGGAUGCAGUAGACAGAGUGCAAAAUCGAAAGCCUUUUUCUUCAGGCCAGGUGGCCCUCUAUGCCCUGGCUCACCAGGCUUCCUGCUCUGAUCCUCGACGAGUUUCUGCCAAGGGAUCCGUUCUUGAUCUGGUGCAGCUUUUGGGAAAGAAGUUUGAGAUGGAGCUGGAGAACAUAAAGAUCCAUGGCAAUCCCCUGACCAACUACUAUCAGCUCGGCCUGUGUGUCCUCGCCCUCUGCCAGCUCCAGGGAAGCCUCUCGCCCUCUCAGGCAGCGGAUCUGUUCAUCCCGGAUGAGAAGAAGUAUAACCUUGCUGGCCAAUUCUCUGUGGACACAGCAGCAGUAGCAGUCCUGGCUCAGAUCUGCAUACAGACCACAGAGAAUGCCAUAUUGCCCGGGGUAAACAAGACAAUAACAGCAAAUGUACAGUGGCUGCUGAAGAACAUUCUGGAGCAGAAAAGCAGUGAUGGAGUGAUAGGGAACAUGUACAGUACUGGGGAGGCUAUGCAGGCUUUGACUGUGUCUAACAACUAUCUCACACCUGGAUCCUGGAGCUGCCCCCUGACUUUGGCCACAGUCCUUGCUGAGAUUCCUAAAGGCACUUUUGACAAUCCCAUGGCUGCUGCCCAGAUCGUCCCUUCCCUAGAAGGCCGGACCUACCUUGAUGUGAAGACAAUCAAUUGCUCCAAAGACAGAGGCAAUCUUACCCUGAUCACUCCACCUACCAUCCCAUCCACCAGUCACCACCAGUCCAGCCAACUAAUUACAGUCACAUACACAGUCACUGAUAGCGUGAACAACACCUUCACUGAUUCCACCAGAGUCUCUGUCCCAAAGGGUUCAGUCUUCCUGAACGUGAUGGAGGCUGCCCAGGCAAAGGAUCCAAAGAGAUUCAGGUUCACAUAUGAGCAGUCUUCCUGGGGCCCAUACAUCACCUCGGUGAGAGGCCUGACAGCUGACAACAACAAACGUACUUACUGGCAGCUCUUGAGUGGAAAAACUCCUUUGAGCAAAGGUGCUGGGGAAUAUGUUGUGUCUAAUGGAGAGAAGUUGGUCAUUAAAUAUACCGUUUACUGAGCUCCAAAGUUGCAAUAAUUUAGGGCAAGCCCAUCAUGUCUAUCUGCAUGCAAUUUGUUUCUGUCUAGAGAUUUUAGAGUAUCUUCUGUUUGAUAUAAGAAAGAACCAUCUCUAGAUCAUGGAGCAUUUCUUGGUGGAAUGUACUGGACUAGUAAUCAUGUCACAAUAAUAACUGAUUCCUAGUUUUAGGACUCAAGCCCUAACUAAAUCCAAAUAGCAACAUAUUUUUCUCCCCCUCACUUUUUAUUUGAUUUUGCUUAACAUCCAUCCUGAAGAAAAGUUCCAGUUAACUUGAAGGUUUGCCCACUAUUUUGACUUUUUAGUUGUUUUUAAUAAAGAUAUUAUGCCACUGAUGCUGUUUGCAAUUUUUCCUGAUGGAACAACAUGGUUCUCUGCAUUUUUUGUUUGUUUCAUUGAAUAAAAUAACCUAUAGCCAACCAUAUGACCUGUAAUAUUCUUAUUGUUUAGGUUUUAGCUGCCAGUUUUAAUUGUUGUGAUUAUUUUGUAAUUGUAAUUAUUUUGUGUUUUUAACUGAAUUUUUUAUAUGAAAGGUGGUGGUUGUGUGUGUGUGUCUGUAUAAUGUUCUGAGAAAUUAAUUUGGUUAACACACAAUGCUAGAUAAUUAAUAAAUG
Messenger RNA from Hemicordylus capensis (graceful crag lizard), 2481 nucleotides. RefSeq names its product transcobalamin-1-like. The transcript is spliced from 10 exons. The record is from RefSeq and is a predicted model, not a curated record. Gene Ontology annotation, biological process: cobalamin transport. Gene Ontology annotation, molecular function: cobalamin binding. NCBI's taxonomy places the organism in Eukaryota, Metazoa, Chordata, Lepidosauria, Squamata, Cordylidae. The coding region runs from base 542 to 1849 and encodes 435 amino acids.